Messenger RNA from Amphiprion ocellaris (clown anemonefish), 5692 nucleotides. It is a transcript of the gene oga, whose product is annotated as O-GlcNAcase. Gene Ontology annotation, biological process: glycoprotein metabolic process. NCBI's taxonomy places the organism in Eukaryota, Metazoa, Chordata, Actinopteri, Pomacentridae. The record is from RefSeq and is a predicted model, not a curated record. The transcript is spliced from 19 exons. The coding region runs from base 365 to 3199 and encodes 944 amino acids. Gene Ontology annotation, molecular function: beta-N-acetylglucosaminidase activity.
ACUCGGUGUAAACAGGAAGAACCAACGAAAAGUAGGGUAAAUCUGCCAUAAAGACGGGGAAAUGAUCGAGCAAGAACGAACCAAUUUCUCACUUUUCUUUGUAUAUUAACCAACGUAAACGAUGUCAAGUACCACCUGAUAGCAAUUUCGAUUUACAUCCCGUGAAAGCUGUUGCUAAAUUUUCUGCAAAAAAAAACAUAAGCUAAAUCCGUAAGCUAGCUAACAGUCGAACAGACAGUGACGCGAUUUAUUUCCUCCGGGUUUUGCUCGGAGAAUUUGCCUGCUAAAUUGCGUUUUGAAAUAAUUCUGUGCUCUCUGGAUUCGUUUGAAUUUCGUGACUUUGAAACGAGAGAGAUUGCGAACAAUGGUUCAAAAAGAUAAAACGCUGGAGACGCCGCAAGUGGAUGGCGAGCCGAGCCCCAGCCCAGUCUCCGGAGAGGCUUGUGCAGAGGCCCCUGGCCCGGUGGAAGAGUCCGGAAUUGGAGUCGAACUGACGGGCCACAGGAAAUUCAUUAGCGGAGUCGUGGAAGGCUUUUAUGGUCGACCAUGGACAAUGGAACAGAGGAAAGAACUAUUCAGAAGGCAGCAGAAAUGGGGACUGAAUACAUACCUUUAUGCACCCAAAGAUGACUACAAGCACAGAAUGUUUUGGAGAGAGCUGUAUUCAGUGGAAGAAGCAGAGCAACUCAUGACUUUGAUUGGUGCUGCUAAGGAGCAUGGUAUAGAGUUUAUCUAUGCUAUUUCCCCUGGAUUGGACAUCACCUUCUCUAAUCAGAAAGAGGUUUCUGCACUCAAGAGAAAACUUGAUCAGGUUUCUCAUUUUGGCUGCAAAUCAUUUGCCUUACUUUUUGAUGAUAUUGACCACAACAUGUGCCCUGCUGACAAAGAAGUGUUCAGCUCGUUUGCGCACGCUCAGGUUUCCAUUACCAACGAAAUUUACCAGUACCUGGGAGAGCCUGAAACUUUCCUCUUCUGCCCCACAGAGUACUGUGGAACAUUCUGCUACCCAAGCGUCUCUCAGUCACCCUACCUCCACACAGUAGGAGAGAAGCUACUGCCUGGCAUUGACGUCCUGUGGACAGGGCCCAAAGUGGUGUCCAAAGACAUCACAGUGGAGUCUAUUGAGGAGGUGUCAAAAAUCCUGAGAAGAGCCCCUGUAAUCUGGGAUAACAUUCAUGCCAAUGACUAUGACCAGAAGAGGCUUUUCCUGGGUCCAUACAAGGGCCGUUCCACAGAGCUCAUCCCCAGACUGAAGGGAGUCCUUACCAAUCCUAACUGCGAAUUUGAAUCAAAUUUCGUAGCGAUCCACACUUUAGCCACCUGGUAUAAGUCUAAUAUGAAUGGGGUGCGCAAGGAUGUGGUUAUGACUGAUGGUGAGGACAGCACUGUGUCCAUCCAGAUCAAGUUGGAGAAUGAGGGCAGUGAUGAAGAACUGGAAACAGACAUGCUCUACAGCCCACAGCUUGCUCUAAAACUGGCUCUCACAGAAUGGCUCGGAGAAUUUGGUGUGCCUCACCAGUACAACAGCCGACAGGUGCCUCAGAGUGGUGCCAAAAGCACAGCCAUAGAUGUAUCAUCCAUGGCUGCUCCCUCUCUUUGCUCCUCCACAACAGUCACGACUGUAUUCCAGCAGCCCAUCAUGUCUCCAGCGAUGCCUCCUCUCUGCCUGGAUCCACUUUCACACCCUUUGGCAAAAAGACCACAGGAGGUAGAGGAGGUAGAAGUGGAAAAGAAGGAUUCAGACGAGGAGCCCAUGGAGAUGGUGGUUGAGAAGCAGGAUGAGCCAGAGCCAGAAGCAGAAGCUGACCCAGAGGAGAAGCACGUCGGUCCUAUCUUAGCUGACAAGAUGGCUGAAGAUCUGAAGCCUAUGGAUACAGACAAGGAGAGUCUGGCAGAGUCCAAGUCCCCAGAAGAGUCAAUCCAGGAGGACUCUGGGAGCGAUAUCGCACCUAUGCAGACGGACGAUCAGCUCAAACAGGUGCCGCAAGCAUUUGAUGUGUUUGUGCCUGGGCCCAACGAGAAGCCACUGUUCACAGCAGAGCCCCUCACACUUGAGGAUCUGAGCUUGCUGGCAGAGCUCUUCUAUCUGCCUUAUGAACAUGGGCCCAAGGCCAUGCAAAUGCUGAAGGAGUUCAACUGGCUAAGAGCCAACAGCAGCGUCGUUAGUGUCAACUGCAAGAGGAAAGAAAGUGAAAAGGUGGCUGAAUGGCAGUUAAGGGCAGAGAAGUUUGAGGACAUGUGCUGCUCAGUCAUCCAGAUGUUCACUCGGCUGUCUAAUACGGCCAAUCGCACCAUCCUUUACGACCUCUACCCGUACAUCUGGGACAUCAAGAGCAUCAUUUCUAUGGUCAAGUCUUUUGUCCAGUGGCUAGAUGGAAGAAUCCACAGUACAAGUUUCUACUGCUAUUGGAUCGACAGUGACCGAUGGUGUCGUAGUCAGUCCUCAGCACAAUUCCUUAGAGGAGACCAAGAACCCUGGGCCUUUAGGGGAGGUCUAGCAGGAGAGUUCCAGAGAUUGUUGCCAAUAGAUGGGGCAAACGAUCUUUUCUACCAACCUCCACCUUCAAUGCCAACCUCCAAAAUCUAUUCCAUAAGGCCGUACUUUCCCAAAGAUGAGCCUGCAGUUUAUAAAAUAUGUAAAGAAAUGUACUGUGAAGGUAUGGAGGAUGUGCCGUUCACUGAUGAUGAUCCUGACCUCAUAGGAGACAGAUUAGUCGGAGGUCUCCUGACACUGAGUUCAGACUAUGGGUUUGUGCUAGAGGAUGAUGAAGGGAUCUGUGGUUAUGCUCUUGGGACUGUUGAUGUUCAACCCUUCAUCAAGAACUGCAAGUUGAGCUGGAUUCCCUUCAUGCAAGAGAAAUACAACAAACCUGACUGUGAGAAGGACCUUACAGAGGCUGAGAAAAUGAUGCUGAGUUUCCAUGAGGAGGAGGAGGGUCUUCCAGACUCUUUCCUCUCCAACUUCCCUUCUCUCAUCAAGGUUGACAUUCACGCCAAAGUCACCGACCCCAGCGUGGCCAAAAGCAUGAUGGGGUGUCUAUUAUCUUCUCUUAAGGCCAAUGGGUCCCAUGGUGCAUUCUGUAAGGUUCGUCAGACUGAUAAGCGAAUGUUGGACUUCUAUAGUAAACUAGGAUGCUUUGAAGUGGCUAAAAUGGAGGGCUUUCCCAAAGACGUCAUCAUUAUGGGACGCAGCCUUUGAAGAAACCUUGUGCGACCUUUAACAGACAGUGAAAGAACAAGUCAACACAGCUCAAACAUGUUUGCUACCCUCAUGAGAAAAACAUUCAUGAUGAUUUUAUACUACAUUACCAUCUGGGAUCGCCCUGGGACACCUUUUUUUUAGGAUUUGUGUACAGAAGCACAGCCGCCGCACACAGAUUCCCUGUGCUGCCCUUAGAUGUUAUGGCUCUGUUGGAUUCAGCAGAUCCGAAGCUAAAAGAUCUGAGGAAGGAUCUGUAGUUGCUCCAGUCAGUAACAUGGAAGUGUGGCACUUGAGCAUUGAUUUCUAGGGUCCCACUGUUCAUAUACCUCCAGGAGGAAGGAGUAACUCUAUAAGCCUUUUUUUCUGAUUUAAUCCAGUAGCCAUUACAGGGAUAUUACCCGCAUGCCGUAAUGCAGAGUGUCUGUAUCUGAAAUGGAGGCGGAGCUGUGAAAUGAGGGUGGCCCAUAUCUCAGGUAGUGUCUUACUACCCCCCAGGUCCUGCUUUCCCAGCUGUGACACAGAGAAAUGCCGUAGAUGUUGACAUAAGUGGGACACCUUUUUACAGGACGUGAGGUGCUAUAUGAGAGUUUGCCUUUCAUCGUCACUUUGUGGUAUUUUCAAUUGUUCCACAAUAGACUUGGAGAUAGAGGCCUUUUAAGUGGUGUGUUUCUAACAAAAUUGUUGUGAAAUGCUGUGUUUGUGCACAUGAAGGAUGGAAAAUUGUAGCUUUUGAGGUUUGUGAAACCCUGAAUAGAACAAUGCUACAGACCAGCAAAGAAAAGGAAUUUCAUGAGAGUUGUUAAAGAAUCAACCCGAAGGUCCUUCGGAUUUCUGUUCAAGUAGUGGUAGACGUUUGGAAAGCAAUAGAAAAGCUUCCAGGAGUUUACAGACAUGGUUCUCAGCAUAUUUCUGCUUUUCUUUUUUUUGCUAAUUUCUCCUUACUGUUGCCUUUUGGUUCAUUGUCUUUGGAUUUUAGGUUUAUAUUGUAGACCCUGUUACCAUCUGUGUCCAGGUCUUCUAGCAUACGUCGGUCACACACAGGUAAUGAUGGGUGAUUUUAUACGUUGGCCGUGUUGUUGCUCAAAUUCCAGAGAGGUAUCCUGACACUGACAGUUACAUGCUGUAUUCUCGCCCUACCAGAUCUCUAACUUUAGCCCAGCAAUCUAAGCUGACGGACUAAAAAGCUCUUAUCAUACCUAUAAGUUACGUAAAAUUAUAUAUUUAUGAAAUGUCAUGAAAAUUUUUGUCUUUCAUAAGCUUCUUUCUGAUUAUUUAGCUAGUUAAAAUGUCACAUUCGCUGGUUUACUUAAGUUUCUUUUUGGAAGCAUGAAAGCUAAGCUAACACUUCCUGAUAGCAGUCGCCAGUGGGACCAAAAUAUUCUGACCUGCUAUAGACAGUUUUAAACAUUUUUGGAUGAACAAUCCUAAAAACCUAAAAGCGUCAACCUCCCACUGUCACAAAACUGCCCAAUUCCUCAUAACCACUAAUUCAAGGCCAGACUUGUGAAUGAACAGUUAACUUUGCAGCUUCAGACGCUCUGUGUCAACAAGUCAUUGGUAAUCCUGAAUAAUCAAUUUCAACAUCUGUCGUCCCUCCCCCGCAUUGUUUCCACGUUGCGUACAAGUGAAUGUAUUCUCCGUUGAGCUUCGGCAAGUUCUCUUUAACGUCACUGAGGUUGUUAAAUCCCGUCAUCCAGGUGGCACCAGGUCCCACCCUGUUCUACUUACAGCUGUUGGGGGUUUGGAGCAGAAAAUUUGUAGGCCUUUUUCCUAUCUGUCCAUUGAAUGUUUUAUACUCUGACGCAUUUCCCAUCUUGUUUUUUGUAAAUCUAUAUAGGUAAUUUAAAAAUGCACUUUGAUUAUAAAUAGGAGUGUUCUGUUGGUUACACGAGGAUCAUCAGUUGCUCUUCAGUAGCUGCCUGCCAAUGUGAUGUCUUGAAACUGUACAUUCAUAAUGUGCACGAGGUGUAUUGGAUUUGCUGUGGUGGACAUUAGAAUAACCUCAUCUGAUGCUACAUAGAGGAAGAAGCAUGCCACUCACCACUAUGAGCAUAAUACUGUUGUACUUAGACAGUCUGUAAACACUGUCAGUCAUAAAGUGUUAUUAUUUUGUAUAUCUUUAUUGAAACCCUGCUAGCGUUCAGUUUUACUCAAACAAAGACGCUGGCCUUGUAACAACCCCCCUGUCCUGUACAGCCGUCCUACCUGUCAGCAAGGUGUGAAACUCACCAACAGACCUGCUAUUUGUUAACUGGAAUGGCAGCUGAAUUUUCACACGUGUUUUAAACGGUUCAUUUUGCAGUUUGUCGAUGCUCGAGCUUUCUCCUCUGCCAACCAGGUUUGAAUAAAAAUGGGCUGUGACUGAGAGAAAGGGCUCCAAUUGUACAUUUUGAGUUUCGGGGUGGGGGGUCAUUAAAGUGACAGUUUAUCAUUGUAAAAUUUGUAUGUAAGAUGCAUAAAAUGAAAAACUAAUAAAUACUAUUAAGUGAC